CUUAGCCACAGCCUUCCUCUUUUUGAAGCCCCCGCGUUUCGUGCCCUUCGGUGGAGGCUGAUGGGGUGGAUGCGCUACCAUGGUGCAAGUCACCUAUUCUUGCUGGUUGUGAACAGGGAAUACAAGACAACGACCCGAGUGGACCCAGACUACUGACAAUUUCGUUGGCCAAGCAAAGAAGUCCGCUCAGCAGUGCAUGAAUCACUCGUCUACAGGCCCCGUCCCUGGCUUCACCCAGCGCACUGAUCGCUCACCGCAUAACGACGUGCUGUUGUUCAAAAGUCCAGCCCAGUUCUCAGGCCAGCUGGCACUACACACUUCUAUCAGAAUCCUACACUUCUGACGGUGUCUCGCCUGUGAACGCGAAUGGGUGGCUCUCCUGGAAACCUAGUUUCCACCAGUCUGGGCGAGAGCAUUGUCUUGUUAUCGCGGAAGCUCUCGGCCGAGACCUUGCGCCACCUGUUCACACUCACACACGUUCAGACAGGCGAGAGGGGUACUGAUCGUCAUUCGGCGGACCGGAGCAUGCUACGACGAGCCAGCGGACGCGAAGAACUUGACGAAACAACGCUACUUGACAUUCUUGUCCGCCAUUCUGCCCACUCUAAGUCCUUCUGUUGUGUGGCAAGUUGUCGGCUGACAGGCCUGUUGAUAAGGAUUCGCCUCAGCAUCGUGGGAUCUACCUACGUAGCUCUCGAAUCACCGCCGGAAUAUGUUAUCACCGCUGGAGCAUACAAGGAGACCCUCGAGCGCCUUCUCUUGAAUUUCAGCGUCCCCUUCCCACAGCAUACCACCAUGCUCAGUGCGAUCUUCGGGCCCCUUGCUCUGCUCUGGCUGACGGGCGCCGUCUCGGCCUUCACCCCGGAGAACUCACAAGCUUCGUCGCGGUCGCACGAUCCGGUGCACUGGUCGAUCACUCCACACACCGUGAAGCUGGUUCAAGUCACCACCCCGGUCGACUACGACACCGUGUCAGCGCGGCUGUACUCGAUCGUCGGGACGCUCGACGGCGACAUCACGUUCACCACCGCACCGUCCCUCGCCGUGCUGCAGGAGAGAGUCGCCGCGGCGGUCGGCUCGAGCGGUCUGAUCCACUUUGCGGAAUACAACCACGGCGGGUGGUUCCAGCUGUUCAACGCGGACCCGACGCCCCGCUUCAAGCUUUUCGUCAUCGGCAACCCGCUCGUCGCAGAGACCAUCGUCAAGUUCGACCACCGCGUCUCGUACACCGUGCCCGUCCGAAUCUUGGUCAUGGAGAACGGAAACGGGACCAAAAUUUUCUACCAGCUGCCGUCUUCGGCGGCGAAUAUGAUUGGGUCAGAGGAGCUGCAGACGGCCGCGGAGGUUCUGGACCGAAAGUUUGCGGCGGUGGUCACUAACAUCACCACUGUUGGGUAAAACGGCAACGCCUUAGUACGAUAUGCAUGAGGGCAGAAACAUCUGAAUGAGAUUGGCCGAGGGCACGAAAAGGGUAUUAUUGGAGUGACAGCAUGACUGAGGAUCAGGAACAUAAAGAUGGUGUGGGAAAAGAGGUGGGUUG
Molecule: messenger RNA, 1540 nt
Organism: Mycena citricolor
Lineage: Eukaryota; Fungi; Basidiomycota; Agaricomycetes; Agaricales; Mycenaceae
Source: the annotation of a GenBank genome assembly